Harpegnathos saltator (Jerdon's jumping ant) is the source of this 1745-nucleotide messenger RNA. It is a transcript of the gene BBS4, whose product is annotated as Bardet-Biedl syndrome 4. Lineage: Eukaryota; Metazoa; Arthropoda; Insecta; Hymenoptera; Formicidae. Gene Ontology annotation, biological process: cilium assembly; protein localization to cilium. Gene Ontology annotation, cellular component: ciliary basal body. Gene Ontology annotation, molecular function: protein binding. The record is from RefSeq and is a predicted model, not a curated record. The coding region runs from base 148 to 1506 and encodes 452 amino acids. The transcript has 10 exons.
UCCUCAAAAUUCUUAAAGUUGAAGAAGGGUUAAACACGGGGUGAUGAUACGGCGUAACCGUAUCGUGUAAGCACGAAGGAGGCGCGUAAAACGAGGAAAAGAAACGAGAGAAGAACGACGCAAGGCAAAAUUAUCGCAAGGAUAACGAUGGCGAACGAUGUUGUUCGCAACGGUCGAUUGCAAGAAACCACCACCGCGAUUGUACAACGGACGAGAAAUGACCGAGGCAAAAGAGCUCCGGAUAUAGCAGCCAUUGAGAGCCGUAAUUGGUUGUUACAUCGACAUUACACGAGACACGAGUACAACGCUUGCAAAUUACUUAUCGAGCAAGAAUUAUCGAAAUCGGAUGGUCACGAGUACGCUAAUUAUUUGAAGGGUUUAAUCCUAAGAAAAGAAGGCAAAAUUCAAGAUUCACUGGAUUGUUUCCAAACGGCUUACAAUGUAAAUUCGACAAACGUCGACAAUGUUAAACAGAUAGCGAAAUCAUUGUUAAUAAUGGGAAGCCACCAACGUGCGAUAGACGCGUACACCGAGGCGGAGAAGAUAUCCGCUCUACCGGAUUGGGAAAUAUAUUACGGUCUUGGCGAGGCUUAUGUGAAACUGAAUCAGUUGCAAGAAGCUAAGAAGUGUCUGAAACGUUCAGCCGAGUUGACGAGAAACGAAUUGCCUAAUCUUGCUCUUGCGAAACUCCAUCUCCUAGAUGACAUGAUUCCAGAAGCUAGAAAUGCUUAUACAACAGCUCUGAACGGAAAUCCCGAGAGCAUCGAUGCUGCGACGGAAUUGGGUCUUUUGUACCUUAAGAUCGGAGACACGCAACGAGCAUUUCAGCAAUUCGGAGCGGCGCUGGCUCAUUCGCCUAAUUGCGUCAAUGCGAUCUUACCUAUGGCUUACAUAAUGCAGAAUCAUCGAGAGUACGACGUGGCACUGUCAAAGUACAAGGUCGCCGCGCAAACCAUUCCAGAGUCUUCAGUACUUUGGAAUAACAUUGGAAUGUGUCUUUACGGGAAACAAAAAUAUGUCGCGGCUAUUAGCUCUUUGAAACGAGCGCAUUAUUUGAGUCCGUUGUCUAGCGUACCAUCGUGCAAUCUGGGAAUCGUUUUUCUCACCACUGGGCAGCCUGCUUCGGCUGCAAUUUAUCUAUGCGCCGCAGUUAGCGCCGAACCAAAGAAUCCCACACCAUAUUUGUUGUUGGGUCUGGCUCUAAAACGCCUGGAUGACUUGGAGGGUGCCGAGAGAUCAUUAACAAAAGCUCAUGCUCUGGCCCCCCAGGACCCAUUGAUAUUGAUUAAUUACGCUGUAGUUCUCGACGCUCGUGGUAAACAAGCUAAUGCCACUGAGAUUUUGAUUGCGCUCAAUGACAUUAUGGCCGUUGUUGAUGUCGAUUCGCAGAUAUCGCAAAUGGCGAAAAAGUUAUCCAAGAAAUUGCUGCAUCAGGACAAAGCAAACACCAGUCAAGAACCGCCCACGGACGACGAGGAACGACAAUUAAGUGCUGACGAAGUUUGAAAGCUACGCCCACUAUCGCUUAACGAAGGUCGGAAUAAUCUAUUUCCAGUGAAAUGAUUUAAAAUUUUUAUUGCUUCGUACAGUGUGAACAACGUUACAAUAUAGCAACAGUUAAUAGACGCGCAUACUACAUUUGUUUGGUUGUUUAUUAUCUGCACACCUUGAGGAGGUGUACACGUGUAAAGCAUGGUGUGCAGUGUGUAAUAUAGUACAAGUCACAUAAAGAUGAAACCACAAGA